Messenger RNA from Cladocopium goreaui, 5376 nucleotides. NCBI's taxonomy places the organism in Eukaryota, Dinophyceae, Suessiales, Symbiodiniaceae. The record is from the annotation of a GenBank genome assembly.
AUGGCAUUGGGUGGACCUUCGAGUGGUCCUCGUUUUCCUUGGGAGACAAAUCCUUUCCUUCGAGAUGUCUUGGGCCCUCCAGAAGUUCCUUGGCUUAAACCCCCUGCCAUGAUGAGAAGUAUGAAUUAUGUGCCGUCGACUUUGCAGCCUGUUAGAGCAAAGAUGACUGUGCCUGAAAGGAAAGCUCAAGUCAGGCAUACAGUGCAUCAACAUGUCAGUCAAGCAGCUGAUCAAGCACGCAGCUCUUUGCUCUUGAAGUGGGCGGAACUGUUCAUGAUUAUGCCUGAAGACACACUUCCAGGAAAGAUGUUGCUGGAAUGUGCUGAUGAUGAGCUGAAGGUAAUGACAACCCUCAAUGACCUUUUCGUCACAAAGGCGACAUCUACACUCAGGACACGAGUAGGAUCACUGGGCAUGUACUAUGCAUGGCUUCUUCAUACUUAUCCUGAUGAGCCGGUAUAUCCCCUCACUGAGUCGAAGCUCUAUGCAUAUGCCUGUGAAUGUCGCCAGAUGGGCCAGUCUGCUUCAAGAGUGGAUACGCUUUUGGGCACCCUCAAGUAUGUGGGCGAGGCUUUCAAGUUUCCUGGAGCCAUUGACUCUGCAGGCUCCGAGCGUGUGAAAGGGGCCAGCCAUCAAAUGAUUUUGACUAGGCAACCACGUUCCCGGGCUGACAUGCUGGUUCCUACAAUGUUGUGCUGGCUGGAAAUUGCUUGUUUUAGUGUGGCAGACGACUAUGACAGGAUGAUCGCUGGUUUGUGCUUGUUUUGCUGCUAUGGGCGACUUCGCUGCAGUGACGCUAACAGAACCAGACAUGGGACUUUGAUUGGCCGCUUUUUCGAGGGCGCCUUGUCCAGGACAAAGACGGCCAAGAGCAAGGAGAAAGCCACGAGUUUCAUUCCUUUGAUUGUGCCGAGUUUUGGAUUGCUGGGAAAACCCUGGUUUUUGGAGUUUGUCAAGGCUAGGAGCAAUCUGGGCUUGCGUGAUAUUCCUUCCUUGGAGAGCCAAGCGCAUGACCUGGACUUCGUUUUGGUUCCAGAGAAGGGCUCGCUGGGCUAUGAAACGCAGAAUCCCAUAGGCUCAGUUGAGCUUACAGAUCGACUGCUCAGCCUUUUGGGCAGCGGGUUCUCGCAGGAUGACUUGUAUGGCAUUCGAAGCCACUCGCUGAAAGCCACCCUCCUGGCAUGGAUGAACACUUGGGGUUGCGAUCUGACAACGAGCGAGCUUCUUGGCUAUCAUGUCAAUAAGGAGCAUUCAUCUGCGUUGAACUACAUUCGGGAUUGCCUGAGUGAACCUAUCAGGCGGCUUGUUGAUAUGAUGAAGCAAGUGCAUGACGGGGUCUAUGUGCCGGGGGCAGCCCGUGACAGCCUUUUUCCUCCGGCCUUGCAACGUAAACCCUUGACGCGGCAGUUUUUGGAAAAGACUGGUUUGGAUGUUUUGGAUGCAGCACGAAUUUUCCAAGAGGAUGCUUGGUUCCCUACGACAGCUGCCAUGCGGGAAGCUGAUGGGCGAUUUGUUGUGCUCAAGAGCCAAACCCCGUUCCCGGACGUGGGCCUGGUCGAGUAUCUCAAGCCCACUGAGGAGUUCCCAUUGAGAGGCUUGGCAUCGAGUGAUGACUUGGUCUCAGAUGAUAGUAGCAGCAGUGAUUCAAGUGACAGCACUGCAAAAUCAGAUUGUGAAUUCAGCCAUGCUUAUAUAGAUGCAUACCAUGAAGGUAGUGCUGGUGGUCUUAGGGGUCGUGCCAUUCCAGCUGAGAAGAGUGCGAUGGUGCCACGUGGGAAGUCCACGGAAUCUGCAGCAAGAUUCGAUCAGGUAAACAUGUUGGACUCAUCAGCUGUGUUUGAGUCCAGAGCUGAACAGAUCGGUGUGCUGCCCGAUGAGCUUCGGCGCAUCAAGGAAGCCAAUGUGAACACCUUUGGCAAAUUUGCAUUCGCAGCAAAUUACACACCGGGACAAGCUGAUGAGCAGCCACUCAUGUUGCUGAUCAGCCGUGUUUGUGAUGCUGAUCCUCCUCCAUCUGAGAGAGUCCCUUUGGUGAGGAGGCUAUUCUAUGAAAGUUACACUCUGGCCAAUGCUGAUCUGAGGUCUCGCAUCGAACAGCGAGAGGGUGAUCCGCCAAGAUGCCUUGCGCAAGCUGAGAGGGCCUCUCGUUAUGCAGACCAGGUGGCUAGGCUGUCAGGCUUAGACCUGACGGGUGAGCUCGAACCCUCACAUGGGCUCAUUGAUGUAGUGUUUCAGAUGGUGGAGGAGAAUCAGAUGAGAUACAUACGGUGGGAGCAGUGCACCAAAAGAGAUCAAGAGCUGAUGGGUAUCAAGGUUGACCCUACAUGGAAGCCUGACUCCCAAGGCAUCAUUCGCCAGGUCAAAGUGGAGUCAGAGAUCAAGGCGGACACUUCGUCUGACUUGAGACUCCGCUAUGCACUUCAGCGCCGUAGUUUAGCCAUUGAUCAAAGUCGCCUCUGCAACUACGACAAGUUGGAGAAAUGGAGCAACAUUCUCCUGGAGGCUUACUCCAAGACGCCGAUUGCAGGGUACCAGAAGGUGAGCAUUGAGCAGAUCCAGCAAGCAGAUUUGGAACUCUGGAAGCUGGUCAUCAAACAGACUCGUGCUGGUAUCCGUCCGGUGGGGGGCAAGAUGCCCGUUGAGGAGGCUGUUGAAUCAAUCAUCAAUUUGCCGGAGGUACGCCUUCACCUCCAGCCACUUCCUGCGGGCACCAAGCGCAAGCUCGAGAUGGAUGAUGAUACAAAGCCAUCUCAACCCAAAAGCAAGUCCUCCUCGGCUGACACUGAGCGCCUCAAGAAGACCAUUGAGAAUCUGCAGGGUCAAGUGCGUAACAUGCAGAAGGGCAGAGGCAAGGGAAAGAGCUCAGGGCGCAAAGGCAACCAAAGUUCCCGGUCGAUGAUUCGUAUGCCUGUGGAGCUCAUUGGGCAGAAUGCCAUGACCAAGGACAAUGAGCCCAUUUGCUUCAGCUUCAACUUGAGAGGCUGCAAGAACGCCUCAGCUGGAGGCAAAUGUGAGAAAGGCGUGGUGCUAUUUUUGCACUGCGCACCUCCAUGUGGCACGGCAAGCCGUGCAAGAGAACGCAAGCUAUCCUGGAGGCUGAGAGCAGCAGGUGUUCGUGAGCCGAAGCCUUUGCGGAGUGGGCUGCAUCCUGAAGGUUUGCCACAUCUUCGAAGCACAGAUUUGAAGCGUGUACAAACUGCAAAUGCCAUUUACAGGAACAUUUGCAUUCUGCUGCGAGCUGCUCACGAGGCAGGCAAACAACCACGUGGAAACCGUUUCCCCGAAGUCUUGCCAGAGUUUCGUGAAGUCUGUGAGCUUUCUUUCACUUUGCCUCGCACGAAACCAGUGCCCCGCAAACUCCAAAGUCAUGAAUGCGACCUGCUGGGAGUGCAAGGUGGAGCCAAAUUGCUCACAUGUGUUCAAGCGGGGUCGGUAUCGGAUGUGAGCAAAAAUGCCGAUGAAACCCCUAGAUCCUGCAAGGUGGGCAUCUAUCGAACCCCAGAUGAAUUUGUAGAAGCAGCCCUCCGUCUUUCGCAUCCUUUUGAUGGUAGCAGCUACGUUGAUGAUGCAGUCAAGAGGAACAUUUUCGAGCUGUACACCUUGGGGGCAAAAGGGGUGAAAGACAAAAGACUCCAAGCUUUUGCCUACUAUAAGAGAAGACAGCUGGAACUCCAGAGUCGGGAAAAUGCCCUGCAUGCUAUGUUGGAACCGGCUCGAGCAAACAUCGUGAAGGACAAGCGUUUCCUCCUUUUCUCUGAAAUGGCGAAAGAUGCUGGUGUAGUGGAUGAUUCACUUCUUGAAGAUUUGCUGGCUGGUUUUAGCCUAAUUGGCCAGUCAGGCUGCAGCAGCCUUUUCCUUGAAGAAGACACUCUGCCAGCUAUGUCCAGGGAGCAGCUUGUGAAGUCCUCUCGCUGGAGUCGCAAAAUGGUGGCAGCCAAAGGCAUGGAUAGCCAUGCUGAGGGCCUGAAUGUGGUUGAAGAAACCUGGGCCACUACCAUGGAUGAAGUUCAGCGCGGAUGGCUCCAAGGCCCUUUCAGUCAGGAUGAGAUCAGGCAGCGCUUGGGGCCGUUGUUUGUAGCCUCUCCCCGUUUCGGAUUGAUGCAGGGGGAGAAGUGCAGGCCGAUAGACGACAUGUCCAUUAGCCUUGUCAAUGCUGCUUUUGCUGCGGCCUACAAACUAGAUCUGGAUGGAGUUGAUGGAAUAUCCGUGAUGGCCCGCACCAUGAUCGAAGCCGUUGCUGAUGAUGGCACUGUUGAGCUAGAGCUGAGUGACGGGUCAGUGAUGAAAGGGUACUUGCACCCUUCCUUUUCCGUGGCCAGUGCCAGACAGCUUGCAGGCCGUACGCUUGAUCUUGAGGCUGCCUAUAAGCAGCUCCUGGUUCGUGAGUCGUCUUUAUGGUGCAGUGCUUUGCAAGUUCGCAGGCCCAGUGGCUCCAAUGCAUACUUCAUUUCCCAAGUUUUGCCAUUUGGUGCCUCUGCCUCGGUUUAUGCCUUUAACCGAGUGAGCCGAGCCUUGCAUUGCGUCGGUACACGACUCUUUUCUCUGGUAUGGUCUAACUACUACGAUGAUUUUCCCCAACUGGAUGUAGCUAUGGCUGGUGAAGAUGCCACAACCACUGCUGAAGGCCUGAUGGACCUUCUAGGGUGGCGUUACUCCAAGAAGGAGAACAAGAGGCUUCCGAUGUCCCUAAGUUUUUCUGCUUUGGGCGUGGUCUUUGACUUCCAAGCUGCUCAAGAAGGGAAAGUGAUCGUCAGAAACAAAGAGUCCAGAGCGGAACAGAUCUACGAGGAGAUCACCAAAAUUUUGCAGCUGGGCACCUUCACCAGCGCUCAAGCUGCCAGUUUGAGGGGUAAGCUUCAGUUCGCCGAGAGUCAGACUUUCAGUCGUGCGGUAGCCCUGCAUAUGCGUGAGUGCCAUGCCCGUGCAAAUCAGGCGGGCCCUUCUCCCAGUCUCAACCCUGGGAUAGUGUCGGAACUGGAAUGGGCUAAGGCCUUUGUGCUCGGGGCUCAUCCUCGAGUGCUGUGUGCUCAUUCUAGUGAAAACAAAGUGGUGAUUUUUACUGGUGCUUUCUUGGCCGAGGACGACACUUUGGCAGGCAUAGGCAUGGUUGCAUAUGCGGUGAGACAGGGACGUGUAGCCAAGAAGUUUUACAUGUCCGAGCGCGUGCCACCAGAUGUUCUCAAGAUUGUGACUAUCAAGUGUGGACCAUGGACCACUGCAUCCGUUCCUGCCUGGAUGCAUUGGCGCACUCAUGUUGAAGAACUGAAGGCCAUGUCUGCAGCAGUUUGUGCAAUUUGUCACAUCCGCAUCAUUGGUGAGCUGUUUUCUUUGUGCCCUGUUUCCGCCACGCGACAAGCAUGCAACUGGCUGAAGUGA